Molecule: messenger RNA, 846 nt
Organism: Eriocheir sinensis (Chinese mitten crab)
Lineage: Eukaryota; Metazoa; Arthropoda; Malacostraca; Decapoda; Varunidae
Gene: RpL10
Product: 60S ribosomal protein L10-like
Exons: 6
Coding region: 107-766 (219 amino acids)
Biological process (GO): translation; ribosomal large subunit assembly
Cellular component (GO): cytosolic large ribosomal subunit; ribosome
Molecular function (GO): structural constituent of ribosome
Source: RefSeq, a predicted model, not a curated record
AAGUUCCAAGCAUUUUUUACAAGACUUAAAUAUCCUCAGCAAAAUUCAGGCUUCCUCUCCACUCGGUUCCAGCAUUCUUUCGCCCGGGAGAAGGAGAAGCGGCAAGAUGGGGCGACGUCCAGCGAGAUGUUACCGGUACUGCAAGAACAAGCCGUACCCUAAGAGUCGGUUCUGCCGCGGUGUGCCCGACCCCAAGAUCCGCAUUUUUGAUCUGGGGCGCAAGAAGGCCGACGUGCGGGAGAUGCCGCUGUGUGUCCACCUGGUGUCUGACGAGUACGAGCAGCUGUCCUCGGAGGCGCUGGAGGCCGGACGCAUCUGUGCCAACAAGUACCUAGUGAAGAACUGCGGCAAGGACCAGUUCCACGUCCGCGUCCGGCUCCACCCCUUCCACGUGAUCCGCAUUAACAAGAUGUUGUCGUGUGCUGGGGCUGAUAGGCUCCAGACAGGGAUGCGCGGCGCCUUCGGUAAGCCACAGGGGACAGUGGCGAGGGUGCAGAUUGGGCAGCCCAUCAUGUCUGUGCGCACCCAUGACCGUCACAAGGCUCAUGUCAUUGAAGCGCUCAGGAGGGCCAAGUUCAAGUACCCUGGCAGGCAGAAGAUCUACGUCUCCCGCAAGUGGGGAUUCACCAAGUUCGACCGAGAGGAAUACGAGGACCUCUUGGCACAGGGUCGCCUGUUCCCCGAUGGCGUCACGGUCCAGUAUAGGCCUGAACACGGGCCCCUCAAGGUGUGGAAGAAGACCCAACUCGAACUGGCAGGCAUGUAAGGAGAUGGAGGUGAUUGUCUUGUCGUCACUCUGUACUUCCUGCCUUCCCUGUGCGGUCGAAAUAAAUUGACUGUGGUAUA